AUUGCCGAAAAGAAUGACUACCUACAAAUUACCUCACCAGCCUUGUGGAGCCUCGACGACUUUGCUACCUGGUGUGGCUCUUGUGAGGUGCUGGAGGGGAGCAAGGUGAAGAUUGUGGAUCAUAUGAAGAAAAGGCUUGAGAAAACAAAGAGUAAUAUAUAUAUUAAGGACGACAUGCGAAAGAAGGCAACUGAUUUGUAUGAGGACUUUCAGAGAUGUUGGAUUGAGCCAGAGAACUGUUUGUCAACUGGAAGAUCGACUGUUUGUCUAUCCUUCUCUUUGGUCUCCUAUGGCACACUAGGAACUGUUUGUUACCGGUGUUGGACUAAGAAAUGGAAAUUCACAAAAACAACAGCGGAUUUUUUUCAAGAGCUUUCGAUUCAAUAUCAAACCAAAAAACAAUUAGAAUUAGUUGAGAACCAGAAAGUCAUCGAGUUGGCCGAAAUCGAACGCAUGAAGGUUACGCAAUUAAAGAAUAACACAGAAUCAGUAAUGAAGAUUCAUCAGCAUGUUGCUGACGGCUUUGUAGAAUUCAGCAAAGAAAUGAACAGAAUCAAAAAACGCAUAUUAGAAGAUAGCGAAAGCAAUUCUAGUGAUAUUGAAGACACAACAUCAAUUAAGGAUGGAGAAACAACAUCAACUAAACGGGCGAAAUUAAGUGAUCAAAUAUCUAUAAAUUCGGAUUUUACUUUUGAAUCGAUUGAGAGCACAAAUUAUGAUUUUGGUCUUGGAAAUUAUAAAGAAGGUACAGAAAUCGAUCCCGAUCUAUCUUUUCAGGAAACCGAUGAAGAUUUAACAAUGCCUGCAUCUGAACGAUUCUUUAAUGAUGAUACUUGGAGACAUCCUCUCAGACCUGAAGUCUGGGGAAUCAUUCAUUGUGGUUUUAAAAUCGCAAAACUGGGAUGGUGUAGCACUGACGAUUAUGCGGAAAUUCAAAGGCUCACAAGGCGAGCAACUGUUUCUAGUUGUUCAGAGAUUAUAUCUAAGCUUUUGAAAUUUAAAUCACUUGAUUCCUUAGAGAAAAGCUUAAAGGAGAUUCAGCUUUUAAAUAAUUUUAACGACAUUAUCAAGGAAGACAGCAGAAAGCUUAUUUUAGAUGAACUUAAAACAAGUGAUAUAUUGUUUCCUCUUAAAGACCCUUUUGAAAAUUUUUUUAUUAAAAUUUUAUCAAUAUUUCAAUGGGAUAUCUUUCCAGAUGAUUCGGUAAUUCAACAGCCAAAUGUAUCAGAAUCGAAUUAUGGAAGUUACAUGAUUCAUCCUUUUUUGAAAUGUGCGCUUUUUGGCAUGGAAAAGUUUUUAUAUUAUCAUGCAGGAGAGAUAGCCUUGUCAUCAGUCAAAUCAUGCCGUGAAAGAAGAAAAUGUAACACCUUGUUUGAACAAAAAGCGGAUGGAAUUUUCUUUACACGAUUGAAGAAAUCUUUUAUUGAAAUUGGACACUUAGAAAUGAGUGGCGGGUAUGGUCACAAAGAUUUCUCUCGGUCAACUUGGGAUGGUUGUUGCAAGUUGCCGAUUGGUAAUGCGUAUAUGCUGGAAGAGAUUGGGGAACGAUUUCGAGGAGCGUCGUGUGAAACAUUUUCAAAAAUAAGUGUCUUUUCUCUGCACACUUAUGAGAAUCGGAUUGAACUUUGGAGAAUGUAUGUUCCAUCUUGUGGUGUUUUACAAUAUGAACGAACACAUAGGGCAACUGUUCCUAUUUGCUUCGAAGAUGAGCGAAAGUGUAUCUUUGAUUUUGUUGUUGUCUUGUGGGAUCUCAGGUGUUGGCUACAGGAAGUUACUGAAGUUAUUUAUAAACUACGUGAAGAACAUAACGAUUCAGAUGUAAAUGCGUCUAAUCUUUCUUCGGAUAUUCUUCCACCCCACCCAUUUACCCCGCAAAAAGAUAUACACAAAAAGGUGUCACAACCACUUAUGUAA
Messenger RNA from Acaulospora morrowiae, 1914 nucleotides. The record is from the annotation of a GenBank genome assembly. Lineage: Eukaryota; Fungi; Glomeromycota; Glomeromycetes; Diversisporales; Acaulosporaceae.